UUCUUCUUAAGGCGGGUGAUAAGACCCUUCAAGGUUAUUCGAAAAGAUACUUCUGACCUCCAUGUAGUCAUUUCUGCAAAAAGUGAGGGAAUUUAGUUCACAGGUUGUAGGUCACUACCAAAUCUUUUUGAGUUGUAUGCAUGAGGCGAAUAGGAGCCGAUAAUGAAUAACAUUGUAAAAGUAGGGAAUCAUGGUUAAAUGGCCCGGGUUCUACAUAUAUUAAAGGGAAGCGUCCCAUGUUUGGAAUAGUCUAAUUUAUCGUCCAGGUUUUACCGUGCAGUUAGUGGAAUCAGAUUUCUAGCUUACCAACACCAGUCUUGUUCAGUCAUCCACACCAGCCGUAAUGUCUUUGAGUGAAAUAGUUGAAAAUGUGAAGCAGGCAAGAGAAUUGGCUCUCCUUGGAAAUUACGAAAGUUCACUAACUUAUUAUUCAGUUGGUAUUGCGCAGCUGAAAAAAUUCACUGUAUCCAUUUCGGAAGCAAAUAGAAAACAACAGUGGCAAACUGUACGGCAAGAGCUAGCGGAAGAAUAUGAAUUAGUAAAAGACGUGAAUCAAACUUUAUCUAGUUUUAAAUUAUCUGAUGACGAUUCUGGCUUGAGCGCUUUCGCAAGCCGUUACAAUUCCCGUGCAGCUGUUGAAGAACCAACUAGAGAUCCUGAUGUUUGGCCACCUCCACCACCUUUAGAGCGAAGACAUGGAACCAAUUCUCAAAAUACUUCUGUAUCAAAUGUCCAGGCAAAUCCGCUUUCUGGUCCCUAUUACAAACCACCUGUUGCUCAUGGUCCGGCUUAUUCUCCUCCUUGUGUUAACUCAAAGUCACCUGCCAAUGUCGCAGGGUUAGCUCGACGUCCAGUGAAAUCUAAUCCUACAGUUGCUCGAUCCAAGUCUACGGCUCAAUCUUCCGUGAACAAUCGUCGUCCCAAACCUGGAUCCCAAUCUACUGGAGAUCCCGCAAGUAAUAAUGAAGAAAAGUUUGAUGCGAGCGGGUAUGAUAAGGAUCUUGUAGAAACACUGGAAAGAGAUAUCGUUCAACGCAAUCCGAAUGUUCGAUGGGAUGACAUAGCUGCAUUAGAUGAUGCAAAGCGUUUGCUUCAAGAAGCUGUAGUUCUACCGAUGGUUAUUCCUGGUUUCUUUAAGGGGAUUCGUAGGCCAUGGAAAGGUGUUUUAAUGGUUGGUCCACCGGGAACUGGUAAAACACUGUUGGCUAAAGCUGUAGCUACAGAAUGUGGUACUACAUUCUUUAAUGUUUCCAGUUCUAGUUUGACAAGUAAAUGGAGAGGAGAAUCCGAGAAAUUGGUUAGACUUUUAUUCGACAUGGCGCGUUUCUAUGCUCCAAGUACAAUAUUCAUGGAUGAAAUUGAUUCAAUUUGUUCUCGACGCGGCAGUGAGUCGGAACAUGAAAGUUCUAGACGUGUGAAAUCUGAACUUUUGGUACAAAUGGAUGGUGUAACAGGAGCUACAGGACAAGAUGAAGAUCCUACAAAGUCGGUGAUGGUUCUUGCUGCUACUAAUUUCCCAUGGGAUAUCGAUGAAGCCUUACGAAGACGUCUUGAGAAACGAGUAUAUAUACCACUGCCAAAUGUAACUGCACGUAAAACUCUUCUAGAAAUCAACUUAAAAGAAGUUCCAUUAGCUGAAGAUGUAGAUUUGGACAAGAUAGCUGAACAGUUAGAAGGUUACUCCGGUGCAGAUAUAACCAAUGUGUGCAGGGAUGCUUCAAUGAUGUCUAUGAGACGGGCUAUAGAAGGACUUUCAGUGGAACAAAUUAAAGGUCUUAACACAGCUACACUUAAUCAACCAACACGUAUGACUGAUUUUGAAGAAGCAAUUAGUCGUGUAUGCAGAUCUGUUUCAGCUAGCGAUGUUGAACGGUAUGAAAAAUGGAUGACAGAGUUUGGAGCAACAUGAAUCAUCUAUGGAUAUUUCAUUGACUUGUUCAUGAUUUGCCCUAAAAGUAUUUUUGUUGGUCUUUUCAUAUUAAGAUCUUCUUGUCAGAUCUUCAGAUUGUACGUAUUAUUUAUUGCCUUUCUUAUGUUUAAAAUAACUUUUUGAAUAACUAUCAAACUGAAUAGAGAAAUAUUUAUCUUCAAUAGUUGGGUCUUUCUAGGCAUUUGACCUAAUACUGUUGAUAUCUUUACUUUUGCUUCUACAUGUCUGUAAAACACUUUAUUCCUUAAGGAGGUCGAGAAUAAAUUAUUUCACUGACUAA
This is a messenger RNA of Heterobilharzia americana, 2210 nucleotides long. NCBI's taxonomy places the organism in Eukaryota, Metazoa, Platyhelminthes, Trematoda, Strigeidida, Schistosomatidae. The record is from the annotation of a GenBank genome assembly.